AAGGUCUAGGUUGCCUGUCAGCAUCUCAUGGCAGUUCCUUCUAAAUCCUGAUUUCCGAGCUUCUCUUGCUUGCGUUGGACCUUCGACUACGUCCAGUGCUAGGUGAGAAGUCGAGCGUAGCAGUGCGAGAAGUCCCAGGCGAACGGAACACAGUGAGCCGGCUUAGGCGAGCAUUGAAUCAAGCGAGCCGGAUCAGGCGAACGAAACUUAGCGAGGCGUCUUAGGCGCACGGGACUUAGUCGCCAUGUGGUCUCGAGGCGGUGCUUCCGUCGCGCCGGUGGGAAAGCCGGCAGCACACGGCGCGGGAGCUCCUAUGGCUCCUGGAGCGGUCCCCGAGAGCCUCAAAGUCGUCAACUGCCCGUCGCCAGAUCUCGCGUUGACGAACUUCGCAUUCCUUUCGCGAGCGGAGCUGCCGUUCUUCGCAGCGUACCAAGGGAGCUCGACUGGAUUCAUAGAGAUCGGGGGGAACGUCCUCACUGUUGCAUAUCCUCUUAUUCCCCACGAUGGAGUGGAGCCGGGAGGAGUGGCUCUCAACGCCGUGCAGCGCCGCAACGCACGGGUGUCAGCUGGAGACCGGGUCCCUGUGGGGAGGUUCGUCCCCCCGCCAAUGAACUUUGAGCUGCAGUCAAUCACUCUGGAGGUGGACUUUCACUCCAAGGGCCGAGCCAGAGCCGAGCAGCUGGAUGCAGCCGAGCUCUCAAAGGACGUGGUGAAGCGGUUCGCAGGGCAGGUGCUGACGGUGGGGCAGAAGAUCUCCUUCGAGUACCGCGGCACCAACUUCACCCUCUCAGUCAUCCUCGUGGAGUUCCCCGCCCCCGAGGGGCAGAGCGGUGCCCGGGCCUUUGUGUCCACGCGAGGGCUGUUGGUGAAGCAGACGGGGAUCAUCUACGAGGCCGCUGCUAGCUCGGGCAUCAAGAUUGUCAACCAGAAGACAGGUGGCGGCAAGGCGGCGGCUCUCUUCAAGCAGAAGGACUUCAACUUUGAGAAGCUCGGCAUCGGUGGACUUGACGCCCAGUUUGCUGAUAUUUUCCGCCGAGCCUUCGCCUCCCGCGUCUUCCCCCCCCACAUCAUCUCACGCCUCGGCAUCACCCACGUGAAGGGCAUGCUACUGCACGGCCCCCCUGGCACGGGCAAGACGCUGAUCGCACGGCAGAUCGGCAAGCUGCUCAACGGCAUGGAGCCCAAGGUGGUGAACGGCCCUGAGAUCCUGGACAAGUACGUGGGAGCGGCAGAGAAGAACAUCCGCGAUCUGUUUGCCGAUGCUGAGAAGGACCAGAAGGAGCACGGCGACGAGAGCGACCUCCACAUCAUCAUCUUCGAUGAGAUUGAUGCCAUUUGCAAGAGCCGAGGGUCGGUUCGCGAUGGCACAGGCGUGCACGACAGCAUAGUCAACCAGCUCCUUACCAAGAUUGACGGAGUGGAGUCACUUAACAACAUCUUGCUAAUCGGCAUGACUAACCGGAAAGACAUGCUCGAUGAAGCCUUGCUCAGACCUGGUCGCCUGGAGGUGCAGAUCGAAAUAGGGUUACCAGACGAGGAGGGGCGAGUGAAGAUCCUGGCCAUCCAUUCCAACAAGAUGCGCGAGAACUCCUUCAUGGGUGCUGACGUGGACCUCAACAACUUAGCCGCACGCACGAAGAACUUCAGUGGGGCGGAGCUGGAGGGUCUGGUCAAGAGUGCGGUCUCCUUUGCUCUUUCGAGGCAGACGGACCCCGCCGACCUCACCAAGGCGGUGGAUGAGGACAACAUCCGAGUCACCAUGGUGGAUUUCGAGGAGGCUCUUAAGGAGGUUCGACCCGCGUAUGGCGCCAACACAGAACAGCUCAACAUGUAUCGGCUGAACGGCAUGCUCCAGUCGUUGACAGCCCACCAUCACAUCCUCUCGACCGCCAAGCGCCAGGUGGUGCAAGUGCGGAGCAGCGAGCGGACUCCACUGCUGACGUGCCUGCUGGAGGGGUCGCCAGGGAGUGGGAAGACUGCUCUAGCUGCAACCAUCGCCAUGGAAAGUGGUUUCCCCUUUGUCAAGAUGGUAUCAGCCGAGACAAUGGUCGGCAUGUCGGAACCGUCCAAGUGCUCAGCCAUUGCCAAGGUGUUUGACGACGCCUACAAGUCCGCCUUCAGCAUCGUCAUCCUCGACGACAUAGAGCGCCUCUUCGAGUACGUCAGCAUCGGCCCGCGCUUCUCCAACCUCGUGCUGCAGUCGCUGCUCGUCCUUGUCAAGAGGCUCCCCCCUGAGGGCCACAAGCUGUACGUGAUUGCAACCACCAGCCUGCCCGAGCCUCUGCAGGAGGCCAUGCAUCUGUCGUCGUCCUUCAACACUGUGCUCACUGUGCCCACGCUCUCGCGUGUAGAGACCAAGGCGGCGCUGAGGGAGCUGGACGUGUUCGAAGCCGACGAUCUGGACACUGCCGUGGACGCUCUACACGCCACAGUGGAAGAGAUGACCAUCAAGAAGCUUCUCAUGUUCAUUGAGAUGGCCUCCCAGGGACCCACCACAGCUCCUGGGCAGCCCAGACCCAAGAUCGAUAUCGGAUUCCUCUGCGAAUGCCUCAAGGAUCUCUCGUAAGUGGGCGGGAUGGUGAGAACUGUAGCAGAUGUGACUAGCCAGGUCAGCGCAAAGCAGACCCAAGACUGAUAUCGGAUUCCUCUGCAAGUGCCUCAAGGAUCUCUCGUAAGGGUUCAUACGGCAAGCAGCGGGGAGCAGAGGGGAUUAUUCAAGUGCGGAACGACCACCAUGCGAUGUGUCAUGCAGUGCAGUUAUUGGCCAUAAGAACAGCAGGCUAUUGCACGCACUGGUAGAUUGGAGGAGGCCCAUAAACACGAUGUGAUAGGCGUGACAGGCAGUUUCUCCACACUGGCUGUGCAUUGCUUUCUUGCAUCCCCAGUCCACCAUAUACAUCCUCUAGCAUACCACUGGCUGAAUUAAGAACGACACUGUACAAACUUGUGC
Molecule: messenger RNA, 2950 nt
Organism: Closterium sp. NIES-67
Lineage: Eukaryota; Viridiplantae; Streptophyta; Zygnematophyceae; Desmidiales; Closteriaceae
Source: the annotation of a GenBank genome assembly